AUGGCCAGCGAUGACAGCCCGUCCUUGCCAUCACUUUCGGAAAAUGGCUCAUCUGUGAUCAUGCUGCCCUCCGGCUCAGACUCUGAGCCAGAGCUGCCUGCAGCUUCUGGCUCAGGCCAGUGCUGCAACUCCGGCUGCCUCGCAGCCUUGGACGAGAGCCCGGAGCUUUGCACACGCGCAGAAGAGGUCAGAGUGGCUUUUCAAUCCAGCCGUGUAGAGGAUCUUGCCAAGCUCCGAUACCAUUGCUUGGCGGCUUGGCAAAGCAAGCCGUCUGGCUGGCGCCACUUCCGUGCUUGGGGCAUGCCACUGUGCAAAAAUGCGGUGUGUUCCUUGUUGCACAUGGGUUCAACCAUGUACAGCAAGUUCACUAAGCAUAUAGCAGAGGGGUACAUUGACCCACCCAUGGACCUGCGGCGCACGCAAUGCCAGCAACGCACAACUGGGCAGAGCACCUCUGACGCCACUGUUGCAGCCGACACCUUGCUACGGUGGAUCCACGAGAAUAUGGCAGAGCAUUUGGCAGAGAGCGACCAGUUCGUCUCAGGCAAGACCAAUUUGCUCCACAAGGCAGAGACGGCAGGCUUGGCAGAUAUCGCCAACGGGCCUGAGCACAUCAAGUGGCUGGCGCCAGGGACAACGCUGACUGAGCUGCUGUCAUUCAGCGCAGCCUUCAACCCAGAAGUGGAGGCUCCCAGCUUCUCCACCUUUUGCCGGAUCUACCACAGUGAGGGGCAGCAUUCCAAGUGCGACAGCUGCGAAAAGUUCAAAGCCUGGAGGCGACUUGCCAGCUCCAAGAGCGACGUUGACAUGGUGAGCAAACUGUACAAGGAGCACCUGGCAAGCAUGAUGGCGGACAGACGGGUGGAUGCUGCCAUCGCUGCAUUGGCCCGUCAGACAUGGGCCGGAGAGGGGGGGGACAAGUCCACAUUGUCCCUGACCCUUGAUGGGAUGGACACCACAAAAUUCAAGGUGCCAAGGAACUGGCAUGUUCUAAGGAGUGGGACUCAUUGUGGCGACCCGAACUCCGGCUUCACGGAGCGCUGA
Effrenium voratum is the source of this 1044-nucleotide messenger RNA. Lineage: Eukaryota; Dinophyceae; Suessiales; Symbiodiniaceae. The record is from the annotation of a GenBank genome assembly.